GCAAUGAAUAUUUUCAUUCAUCAAAUACGUGCGGAAUCUAAAGAGCUCUAGCCCAGUGACUAGAAGUAGAUCUGUGUCGCCAAUAUAUAAGUGAUCUUAAAAUUGAAAAGGGGGCAUAAACAGGCGAAACAUGGCAACUCAGGGUCUAAAUGUUGCGGAUUAUGUUGUGAUGGCGAUAUUUGUCGGUAUCUCUUCGCUGAUUGGGUUUUACUACGGACUAUGCACGAAACAGCGAACCACUGAAGAGUAUCUUCUCGGAGGGAGGAGAAUGCAUUUACUUCCGGUUGCCAUUUCGCUAGCCGUCACGUUCCAGUCGGCCAUUUCAAUUAUGGGGACGUCUGCAGAAAUAUACAUGUACCACACUAUGGGAACGUAUGGUGACAUUGGGUUUAUCAUGGCAACGAUCUUCCAGGCGUUUGCAAUUGUACCUCUCAUGCAUCCACUGAAACUGACCAGCUCCUACGAGUACCUGUACCUACGGUUCGAGUCCCGGGCUGUCCAGUUAUUGGCAACUGUGCUUGGUAUGCUGCAGACAUUGCUGUACAUCAGUAUUGUUCUUUUUACCCCCGCACUAGCGUUAGAGGCAGUGGUCAACAUCCCGCUGUGGUUGUCGAUAGUUGUUAUGGGGGCCGUCGGAACCAUUUACACGGCCAUCGGUGGAAUGCGGUCUGUAAUUUGGACAGAUGUGUUUCAGUUUAUGAUGCUGUAUGGCGGCAUCACGGUGGUGUUGAUAAUGGCUGGCGUAGAAAUAGGCAGCCUUUCUAAGAUAUUCAGUCUGGCUGACGAAGGAAAACGAAUCAGAUUUGACAUUAUAAGUGGCGAUCCCCGGGUACGACACACGGUAUGGGGAUGCAUCAUCAACGGGUUGUUUAACAGUCUACCUAACUUCUUUGGGCAGUCAUCCAUUCAACGGAUUUCGUCGAUUAAAAUUCAAAAAGACGCUGAAAGAUCAGCUCUGUUGAAUAUCCCUAUAUCAAUGUUUUUCAUUCUGGUCCUUCAACUGACGGGGAUCUCUGUGUUCGCUUAUUUUUCAAGCCACCAAUGUGAUCCUCUCGAGAGCGGGCAAAUAGAAAACCCAAACCAGUUGGUUCCAUUCUUCGUGAUGAACGUGCUGAGUAGCACACCUGGACUGACGGGGAUAUUUCUUGCGGCGAUGUUUAGUGCCUCCCUCAGUUCCUUGUCGUCGGGAAUCAGCUCAUUGACAGCAAACACGCUUCAGGAUCUACUCCCCUACUGUUUGAAAAAUGUCACACAGACAAGAAAAACUGCUUACGCAAAACUUAUAGCCCUUUGCUACGGUUGUGCUGUGGUGGGCGUGGCAUAUCUCCUGAGACGUCUUCAUGGGCCAGUAGGACAGAUAACGGCGGUUGCAGUCGGGUCAACGGGUGGUCCGGCGGUGGGUCUGUUUCUUCUUGGCGCAACAUCCCCCUUCCCUGACUGGGUGGCAGCUUUGGUUGGUGGUGUGGUGGGAGUUGCUUUUACCGCUUACCUCUCUAUAACGACCACUUUGUACCGACAACCUGACGUCACUUCCGCUCCA
Mya arenaria is the source of this 1540-nucleotide messenger RNA. RefSeq names its product sodium-dependent multivitamin transporter-like. The annotation marks the transcript as partial. Gene Ontology annotation, biological process: sodium ion transport; transmembrane transport. Gene Ontology annotation, cellular component: membrane. NCBI's taxonomy places the organism in Eukaryota, Metazoa, Mollusca, Bivalvia, Myida, Myidae. Gene Ontology annotation, molecular function: symporter activity. The transcript is spliced from 15 exons. The record is from RefSeq and is a predicted model, not a curated record.